Molecule: messenger RNA, 906 nt
Organism: Fusarium oxysporum Fo47
Lineage: Eukaryota; Fungi; Ascomycota; Sordariomycetes; Hypocreales; Nectriaceae
Exons: 1
Coding region: 1-906 (301 amino acids)
Source: RefSeq, a predicted model, not a curated record
AUGGGAAGCACGGAAGACCCUAUGGACACUUCUUUAGCAACCCAGUAUGAUAGUCUAUCACCUUCGAUUACUCCCACCCUCAAUUUUCUACGAACUCAGCAUGAUAGCCUGUCACCUCCGUUGACUCCCGUCCCCAAUCAUGCUGAUAUUUCUCUACCAACUCAGCAUGAUACUCCAUCUCCCCUGGGUCCUAAGUCAGGCGAUACCUCGCUAGACGAACUGAAACAGCUCGAACGCUGUAUAGAUCUAUUCGUACGACAGAGCUCUGAGAACAACCAGCGGGGUCAACAGAUCCUCAACCAAAUUGACCAGCUCUUGCAUCAUCGAACCUCUGCCACUGCCGACUGUUUAGUGGAAGACGCUGCUGAUCUCGGUGCCAUCCUACUUUCGCUGGCCAACAUCGAACAAUUACUUUUCCCGCACAAAUUUAUCUCGUCUAUGAUGAAGGAGAGCAGAGAAAAGCCGCCGCUUCUAUUCGUUCUAGAAAAGAUUUACCAGCUUCGCAAAGAACUACAAUUACCAGAUCAAUACCUAUCCCCAGGAAUCAAGCAUCUCGAACGGUACAUCGACGAAUUAUACGCGGAGUAUCGCAAAAAUCGCCUAAUAAUCCCGUUCAUCACUUCCCUACCUACAAAGGAAGACUCGUUCCUUGCUAUACUAGCACGCUUGAAAAUCAGAAGGCCCGACAUCGGACCUAUAAACGAUCGCGGAGUCAAGAGGACAGAGUUUGCUAUCAUCCUCGGUUGCUUUCUUGGUAGUAUGGGGUGCUAUGUGCCUGCAAAUUAUGCUCAUACUCACUCGCUGAUGCUUCGAAUUGGAACAGCAGCAGCAAAUGGGGGUUUGGAAGGCUAUCUUCGUUCCCGGGAAUAUCUCCAAGAACAGCGAGGGGUUUGUCAUCUCAUCUGA